GCCUGCAUGGACUGGGCCGCCUGGGAGAGCCGGCGCCGGCGUCCUGCGGUCAGGCCGCCCGCCAGGGGGCGCCGCUCGCCCCGCCCUCUCGCUCGGCCCCGGAGCGGCGGCGACGGCGGCAGCGCUUCCGCCUGGCGGGCCGGGCCGGUGCGAGUGGCCGCAAGAUGUGGCUGGGCCCCGAGGAAGUGCUGGUGGCCAACGCGCUGUGGGUGACGGAACGGGCCAACCCCUUCUUCGUGCUGCAGCGGCGCCGGGGCCACGGCAGGGGCGGCGGCCUCACGGGUCUUCUUGUGGGCACCCUGGACGUGGUAUUGGACUCCAGCGCCCGCGUGGCCCCCUAUCGAAUCCUGCACCAGACCCAGGACUCACAGGUCUACUGGACAGUGGCGUGCGGCUCUUCCCGCAAAGAGAUAACAGAACACUGGGAAUGGCUGGAGAACAACUUACUGCAGACGCUGUCCAUCUUCGACAGUGAGGAAGAUAUCACCACUUUCGUCAAGGGCAAGAUACACGGCAUCAUAGCUGAAGAGAACAAGAACCUGCAGCCCCAGGGCGAUGAGGACCCCGGGAAGUUCAAGGAAGCUGAGCUGAAGAUGCGGAAGCAGUUCGGGAUGCCCGAGGGGGAGAAGCUAGUCAACUACUACUCCUGUAGCUACUGGAAGGGCCGUGUGCCCAGGCAGGGCUGGCUCUACCUGACUGUCAAUCACCUGUGCUUCUACUCCUUCCUGCUGGGCAAGGAAGUGAGCCUAGUGGUGCAGUGGGUGGAUGUCACCGGACUAGAGAAGAACGCCACCCUGCUCUUCCCCGAGAGCAUUCGCGUGGACACCCGAGACCAGGAGCUCUUCUUCUCCAUGUUCCUCAACAUUGGCGAGACCUUCAAGCUCAUGGAGCAGCUGGCCAACCUGGCCAUGCGGCAGCUGCUGGACAACGAGGGCUUCCUGGAGGACAAGGCGCCGCCCAGGCCUGCCCAGCCGCACAGGAACAUCUCUGCUCUGAAGCGAGACCUAGACGCACGAGCCAAGAACGAGUACUACCGGGCCAUGUUCCGGCUGCCCAGGGACGAACGCCUGGACGGCCACACAAGCUGCACCCUGUGGACUCCGUUCAACAAGCUGCACAUCCCCGGCCAGAUGUUCAUCUCCAGCAACUACAUCUGCUUUGCCAGCAAGGAGGAGGACGGCUGCCACCUCAUCAUACCCCUGCGGGAGGUGACCAUUGUCGAAAAAGCCGACAGUUCCAGUGUCCUGCCCAGCCCUUUGUCUAUUAGCACCAAGAACAAAAUGACCUUCCUGUUUGCCAACCUUAAAGACCGCGAUUUCUUGGUUGAGAAGAUUGCUGACUUCCUCCUGAAAACAUCAUCUAAGCAGCCAGGCGACAACAGCGCAGGAAGGAAAGCCAGCGUCAUGGAUCCAGCCCCAGAGUCUUCUCCAGCUCCUCAGGAGGCACCAGAGCAGCCCGCCAGCCCCGGCUCACCCUGUGGUGGCUGCCAGAGCUCCCUCGCGCAGGAGGCGCCCACUGCUUCCCAGGGCCUGCUCAAGCUCUUCCGGAGAAACGCGCCAGUGGAGGACCUGGGGGCCAAAGGGGCCAAGGAGAAGAUGAAGGAGGAGUUAUGGAACAUCCACUUCUCUGAAUACGGGCGCGGUGUGUGCAUGUACCGCACGGCCAAGACCCGGGACCUGGUGCUGAAGGGCAUUCCCGAGGGCCUCCGUGGGGAGCUCUGGCUCCUCUUCUCUGGGGCCUGGAAUGAGAUGGUGACUCACCCUGGCUACUACUCGGAGCUGGUGGAGAAGUCCACAGGGAGGUACAGCCUGGCCACGGAGGAGAUUGAGCGAGACCUCCACCGCUCCAUGCCCGAGCACCCUGCCUUCCAGAACGAGCUCGGGAUCGCCGCGCUUCGGCGGGUGCUGACUGCCUAUGCUUUCCGAAACCCUACCAUCGGCUACUGCCAGGCCAUGAACAUCGUCACCUCUGUGCUCCUGCUCUAUGGCAGCGAGGAGGAGGCCUUCUGGCUGCUGGUGGCCCUCUGCGAGCGAAUGCUGCCCGACUACUACAACACCAGGGUGGUGGGGGCCCUGGUGGACCAAGGAAUCUUCGAAGAGCUCACGAGAGACUUCCUGCCCCAGCUCUCUGAGAAGAUGCAAGACCUCGGGGUAAUCGCCAGCAUCUCGCUCUCCUGGUUCCUCACCCUCUUCCUCAGCGUCAUGCCCUUCGAGAGCGCUGUGGUCAUUGUCGACUGCUUCUUCUACGAGGGCAUCAAGGUGGUCCUGCAGCUGGCCUUGGCCAUCCUGGAUGCCAACAUGAAGAAGCUGCUGGACUGCAGCGACGAGGGCGAGGCCAUGACCAUCCUGGGCAGAUACCUGGAUAAUGUGGUCAAUAAGCAGAGUGUUUCUCCGCCCAUCCCACACCUCCACGCCCUGCUGACCAGUGGAGAUGACCCUCCUGAAGAGGUGGACAUCUUUGACCUCCUUAAAGUGUCCUAUGAGAAAUUCAGCAGCCUGAGGGCCGACGACAUUGAACAGAUGAGGUUUAAACAGAGGCUGAAAGUGAUCCAGUCUUUGGAGGAUACGGCCAAGAGGAGUGUGGUCCGGGCUAUACCUGGGGACAUUGGUUUCUCAGUGGAAGAGCUGGAGGACCUUUACAUGGUGUUUAAGGCCAAGCACCUGGCGAGUCAGUACUGGGGGAGCAGCAGGCCCACCGCUGUGCGUCGGGACCCCAGCCUGCCCUACCUGGAGCAGUACCGCAUCGACGCCAGCCAGUUCCAGGAACUCUUUGCCAGCCUGACGCCCUGGGCCUGUGGCGCCCACACGCCCGUGCUGGCGGGGCGCAUGUUCCGGCUCCUGGACCGAAACAAGGACUCACUGAUCAACUUCAAGGAAUUCGUGACAGGGAUGAGCGGCAUGUACCACGGGGACCUGACGGAGAAGCUCAAGGUCCUCUACAAGCUGCACUUGCCCCCCGCCCUGAGCCCCGAGGAGGCCGAGUCAGCCCUGGAAGCAGCCCACUACUUCACUGAGGACAGCUCCUCGGAAGCAUCUCCUCUGGCCUCAGAUCUGGAUCUUUACCUGCCCUGGGAGGCUCAAGAAGCCCUGCGGCAGGAAGAGGGCGAGGGAGCUGGAAGUGAGGACGUCCAAGGAAAAGGAGGAGAGGAGAAGGGGACCAGCCCCCCCGAUUACCGGCACUACCUUCAGAUGUGGGCCAAGGAGAAGGAGGUUCAGAAGGAGACCAUUAAGGACUUUCCCAAGAUGAACCAGGAGCAGUUCAUUGAGCUGUGCAAGACGCUUUACAACAUGUUCAGUGAAGACUCCAGGGAGCAGGCCUUGUACCACGCCAUCGCCACAGUGGCCAGCCUGCUGCUGCGCAUCGGGGAGGUGGGGAAGCGGUUCUCGGCGCAGCCCGGCAGGAAGUCCCGGGACGGGGCCCCCGGGGAGGACCAGCCCCCAGCCCCCGACACCCCGCAGGACCCUGCCCAGGAGCUCCAGCCACCAGCUGUGGGCGACCCCCAGGCCAGAGCUGGUGGAGACACCCAACUUGGGAAAGCACCGCAGGAGAGCCAGGUGGUGGGCGACGGGGGCGGUGGCGAGGGCCUGGGCUCCCCCUCCCAGCGUCUGUCUGAUGAUGAAACCAAAGACGACAUGUCCAUGUCCUCCUACUCGGUGGUCAGCACGGGCUCCCUGCAGUGUGAGGACCUGGCCGACGACACGGUGCUGGUGGGCGGGGAGGCCCGCAGCCCCUUGGCCCCCAGCCGCAACGGGGGCUCCGUCGACACCGACUGGAGCAUCUCCUUCGAGCAGAUCCUGGCCUCCAUCCUGACUGAGUCUGUGCUGGUGAACUUCUUUGAGAAGAGGAUGGACAUUGGACUCAAGAUCAAGGACCAAAGGAAAGUGGAGAGACAGUUCAGCUCCUCCAGUGACCAUGAGCAUUCUGGGGUUUCCAGCUGAACACUCGCACGUGGGGCCGACCCCCGCUUCCCUCCGGGUCUGGUCUCUCCCUAAUCACACCCUCCCUUCUCCCAGAAGCAGUGACCUGUAGAGGGAAAGAAGGCUGAACAGCGCAGUGGGGCCCAGGCAGAGGCUCCUGCCCUUCUUCCAACCCUGGGCCCUGGGGCCCGCAGAUGCCAGAGCCUCCUGUGUGCCUCUGCCUGCCCAGGGCCUGCCCACCUGCGCCACCGCCAGGCCACGCCGAGCCCCCCACAGGCUCCCCUGCAGCCGCCUGCUCGGAGCACCUGCCUGUUGGGCACCAGUGGCCGCUCUCCAGGAGCCCCUGAGGGACGCUGGGUGCCAGGCAGGUGUAUUCUAAAUGUUCCUUCAGCUCGUCAUCCUCACCAUUAACCUUAACACAUUCCUCGGGUCCUGAUGUCUUUCCUUGUGUUCUUUCAGUUAGCUACAGCCACACUGUGUUUAAUGCCUUAAUACGUCCCUGAAAGAGCUGAAAACCACACCGUGGCCCUGGCCGGUGGGCGCAGUGGCUGAGCGCUGUCCCACGCACCCAGAGGUCGCAGGUUCAGUUUCCUGUCAGGGAACCUGCCCAGGUUGUGGGCUUGGUCCCCAGUAGGGGGCGUGCAGGAGGCAGCCGAUGGAUGUUUCUCUCCCUCUCCCUUCCUCUCUCUAAAAUCAAUAAAAACAUAUUUUUUAAAAACAA
Molecule: messenger RNA, 4638 nt
Organism: Myotis myotis
Lineage: Eukaryota; Metazoa; Chordata; Mammalia; Chiroptera; Vespertilionidae
Gene: TBC1D9B
Product: TBC1 domain family member 9B
Exons: 22
Coding region: 165-3938 (1257 amino acids)
Molecular function (GO): calcium ion binding
Source: RefSeq, a predicted model, not a curated record